This is a messenger RNA of Stegastes partitus (bicolor damselfish), 2041 nucleotides long. RefSeq names its product fibrinogen beta chain (gene fgb). The transcript is spliced from 13 exons. Gene Ontology annotation, molecular function: extracellular matrix structural constituent; signaling receptor binding; protein-macromolecule adaptor activity. Lineage: Eukaryota; Metazoa; Chordata; Actinopteri; Pomacentridae. Gene Ontology annotation, cellular component: fibrinogen complex. The record is from RefSeq and is a predicted model, not a curated record. Gene Ontology annotation, biological process: blood coagulation; blood coagulation, common pathway; protein polymerization. Bases 79 to 1563 code for a protein of 494 amino acids.
GAAGGCAGCGGAGGCACACUAAGGGAAGCAGAGCGACCGACGACAGUUCGAGAGGGGAAACUUUAUUGAUAGCGUACGAUGAAGACGCUGCUGGUGCUGUAUUUGUGCGUUUACGUCGCCUGGGCUCAGGACAAUCUGGACUAUGACGACUACGGCACGGACGCGAAUGCAUCAAACAAGAACGCAACGACCGGAACAAGCGUGGACGCUCGUGGUCACCGCCCGCUAAUGAAAGGCAGAGAGAGCUACAGCCGGAACCGCUACAGCCCUCCGCCAGUCGGCGGCGUCAGCAGGUAUCGCGGCCGCCCGACUCCGGCGCCGGUCGGAGGUCAGCAGGUGCAGGAGAAGGAGCCACAGCCCGACGCCGGAGGAUGCACUCAUGCUUCGGAGAUGAUGGGCGUCUUGUGUCCCACCGGCUGCGAGCUGAAGACCACGCUGCUGAAGCAGGAGACUGACGUCAAGACGAGCAUCAAUCAACUCAAGCCUCAGGUGGACGACUUGUCCCGAUCCUCCAACAACAUCUUCAACUACGUCAACAGCAUGUCCAACUCUCUGAGGGAGAGGCAGCGAGUCUUUAACGACAACAGCCGAGUGGUGAGUCAAUACACCGACCGGGUGGAGGAACAGCAUGCCUACAUCAAGGAGACUGUGGACACGCUUUUCCCAUCAAACAUCAGAGUGCUGCAGGGAGUUCUGGACAAGAUCCGGCUGAAGAUCCAGAAGCUGGAGAAGGCCAUCCAGGCCCAGAAGGAGGAGUGCAAGGAGCCGUGCAAGACCAAGUGUCCCAUACCAGUGGUGUCCGGUAAGGAGUGUGAGGAUAUUUUCCGUCGUGGAGGACAAGAUUCCCAGAUGUACCUCAUCCAGCCCGAUGCCUUCACCACUCCAUACAAGGUGUACUGUGAUCAGUCCACCCAGAACGGAGGAUGGCUUCUCAUCCAGAACAGGCUCGACGGCAGCGUUGACUUUGGCCGACGCUGGGACGAAUAUCGUCGCGGAUUCGGGAACAUCGCCUUCGAUGCUGGCAAGGGUCACUGUGAGACUCCUGGUGAGUACUGGCUGGGUAAUGACCGCAUCAGCCAGGUGACCAAGAUGGGCCCGACUGAGAUUCUCAUUGAGAUGGAGGACUGGACAGGAGCCAAGGUCAAUGCCCAGUACCGCCAGUUCACCAUCCAGUCCGAGGCAUCCAACUAUGUGCUGGCCGUCGAUGGUUACUCUGGUAACGCUGGCAACUGUUUCCUGGAAGGAUCCCUUGAGCUGUUUGGUGAAAACCGUACUAUGACCAUCCACAACGGCAUGAUGUUCAGCACCUACGACAGAGACAACGACAACUGGAAUCCUGGUGAUCCAUCGAAGCAGUGUUCCAGGGAAGACGGAGGCGGCUGGUGGUACAACCGCUGCCACUCAGCCAAUCCCAACGGCCGAUACUACAUAGGCGGAGCCUACACGUCGCAAAUGGCCAAGCACGGCACAGACGACGGCGUGGUGUGGAUGAACUGGAAGGGAAGCUGGUAUUCGCUCAAGGCCAUCAGCAUGAAGAUACGGCCAUACUUUGCCUCCAGAUAGUCAUGCUGGAGGUGUCAACACAUACAAGACAUACAGGAAAUGGUCAGAAAGACCCAGAAAGGUUCAAUGUUCCAGAAAGAAUUUAUUUUUAAUGACAUAUCAGUUUUGUUAAUGCUGAACCACUGAAAGUUUGUUCUUAUUUGGCUGUGGCCUGUAUGCUAAUGGACACACACAUUUACACGAUCAUCACAGAGUCUGAAUAAAAUCACACAACAAGGAUGAAGAAAUUAAAAUCUUGCAUUAAAAAAAGUGACAUGCAGCAUUAAAGUGAAGGACUUAUGUGUAGAGAAGAUGUUUUAAUGUCAGACAGAUGUGUUUCCUUCAACUUGACGCAGAGAAACCGGAUGAGCUGUGACUAAAUCACCUGUGAUGUGUCCUUUCUUGUGAUGUGUGACGUCUUUGUUGUGCACCGUUAGUAUGAGUUGAUGCCAACUGUACUCUGCUACUCAAUAAAUGAGCCAAACUGUGUGCAACCUUC